AUGUUCACUAGAUUAAAAGAGUUGUAUAAUCGUCAUACACGAAGUCGAUUUCAUUAUGGGUUCGGAUACUAUCUAAGAGAAGGUAUUCACGAUGUGGCAUCAAAAAUACAUCCAUAUGCCAAAGUCCUUUUACCAAAUUUCAGAGCCGUGCAUUAUUUUUACAUCAUAACAUUAGUAAUAAUUGGUUCAAUUUUAAUCUACCCCGUCAAAACCACAGCAUACAUCGAUGCUUUAUUCUUUGCCAGUGGUGCUUCUACACAAGCAGGAUUGAAUCCUGUCAAUGUUAGCGAUUUAUCACUUUACCAACAAAUUAUCAUAUACCUACUAGCAUGUUUAACAACACCAAUUUUCAUUCAUGGAUCUUUGUUAUUUGUCAGAUUAUAUUAUUUCGAACGUCAUUUUGACAAUAUUAAAGAAAGGUCAUUGAUGGAUUAUCGAAUGAGAAAAUCAGCAACACUAGCGAGAAUGGCAACCAAGGAAACAAUGAGUUCCACAAGAUUAAACACUUUCAAUAAUCAAGUACUAGGGUUCAAACAAAGACGACAAGAACACGAGCAAGAUGAAGAGAAGGGGUUAUCAUCUACACCACCAUCUUCAAGUACACAAAAUUCAGAUAAUUUGACAGCAUCAUUCAUACCAGAAAACAAUGGAGUGGAACAUCAUAGCGAACCAUCAGAUACUGAAAAUGAACUGAUAACACAAACAGAUGAAAACCGUGAUUCUGGAAUUAACGGAGCAGAAAGAAUACAUUUUCAGGAACCGGUACGUCCUGCUCAUGUCCGCUCAGAUUCAGCCAUCAAAUUUGGUACAUUACCUAAUCCAAAAAGAAAAAAGUCCAUCGAUCCCGAAGAUAUGUAUCGCUCAAUCAAUAUGUUGCAACAAAAUAAGAAAAACCAAGAAAAUGAAUCAAACGAGGUUCAUUUCUCAAAUGUUGAAUCACCAAGUAAGAGACGACCUUUUAGUCCAACAAGUAUAAGUUUUCAAUUGGGUGAACGUCCAGGAAGCAGGAAUAGUAAUCAUCACUACAGCCAUAACAAUAACAAUUUUUUCCAUCAUACCCAUCAUAAUAAUGAUGAAAACCAAGAUGAUGAUGACGAUGAUGACGACGAUAUUUUGAUUAUCAAACCACCUAAUGAAAUUGAAAAUUCCGAUUCAAAGAAUCCAAUUUUUACAAAAAAGAAAAAGAACCCUUCACAUAAUAGAGAUGCUCCUUCAAGAGCUAAAAGUUGGAUAGCAAAUCAGAGGAGAAAGAGUAUUGAUCCAUGGACUAACAAAUUAAGGAGAACAUUAUCAAAUAAUAAUAAAAGGAAAACUCUUCUUAAUGCCCAUACAGAUACCGAAGAUGAUUUUGAUGACGAGGACGAAGAAGAAGAAGAUGCUUCUAUUGAUUCGGAGAAUCAAGUGACAAAUGAAUACCAUGGAAAUGACCAUGAACACGCUGUUACUGACGGAGAGGAUGAUGAGGAUGUGGAAGACGAUGAUAAUGAUGAUGAUCACGAUGAAGAUGAAGACGAUGAAGAAGAAGACGGUGCUCCGGUUGUUAAAUCCCAGUCACAUUUAGUUCUUCCGUCAAGAGAUGCAACUGGUGGGAAGAAAUUUGUCAAGAGGAGCAACACACUUGAUAUUCCAGAUGUUCGUAAUGAUUUUAGUGAGGAUAUCACAGACAACAGGACUACCAGGAAAACACCACGCAAAAGACCUACUAAAAGAAGAACACCUAGUUUCAAUUUACCAAGGAGAAGUAGAACGCAAUCGAUUGAUAAUGACUCCAUUGAGAAUGUUGACACAAAUGAUUCAUAUCAACACUUGUCAAGAACCAUGAGUGGUAAUUAUUUGUCAUGGGCACCAACUGUUGGAAGAAACUCGACGUUCAUAAAAAUGACUGAAGAGCAAAAGGAUGAAUUGGGAGGUAUAGAAUAUCGAGCAGUGAAAUUGUUAAUCAAGAUCAUUGUUGUAUUUUACAUUGGAUUUUUAAUUUUUCCCGGUAUAGCUUUACUCAUUUGGAUUUAUUGCAUGCCUCAUUAUAGACGAGUUGUACGUGAAAGUGCGAUCUCGCCUGCAUGGUGGGCUAUGUUUACUGGGCAAUCGUCAUUCAAUGAUUUAGGAUUCACUUUAACUCCAGAUUCCAUGUCUUCAUUCAACUCAAAUGCGUUUGUGCAAAUCCUUUGUUCGUUUUUAAUUGUGAUUGGUAAUACAGGGUUCCCGAUUAUUUUGAGAUUCAUUAUCUGGGUGAUGUUUAAGUUUUCUAGACCAUUGAGUUUAACCAAAGAGUCCUUGGGAUUCUUAUUGGACCACCCUCGUCGAUGCUUUACAUUGUUGUUCCCUAGUGUUCCAACUUGGUGGUUGUUUUUCAUCUUGGUUGUAUUGAAUGGAUUUGAUUUGGUGGUAUUCUGUAUUUUGGAUAUAAAUGAUGACUCAUUUGAUGGUAUCGAUAGGGGAUACCGAGUAUUGAAUGGGUUAUUCCAAGCUUUUUGUACCAGAACAGCUGGAUUCAGUAUUAUGGAUUUAUCUCAAUUACAUGCCGCUACCCAAGUGAGUUACUUGGUGAUGAUGUAUAUUUCCGUCUUACCGAUUGCCAUUUCCGUGAGAAGAACUAACGUCUAUGAAGAGCAAUCAUUGGGCGUUUAUGCCAAGGAUGAAGGUGGCAGUGGAGAUAGUGUAGAUGAAAAUAGACCUUCCAAUUAUGUGGGUUCACAUUUGAGAAACCAAUUGUCUUAUGAUUUAUGGUAUAUCUGUGUUGGAUUGUUCAUCAUAUGUAUUGCUGAAGGUAGUAAGUUACAGAAGCAAGACUUACGUUUCAGUAUAUUUGCCGUAUUGUUUGAAGUUAUUAGUGCUUAUGGUACCGUUGGUAUGUCAUUGGGGUACACUGACACUGAUUGUUCAUUUAGUUCAAAAUUCAAUGUUAUUUCAAAGUUGGUGAUUAUUGCCAUGAUGAUUAGAGGAAGACAUAGAGGUUUGCCAUACGCUAUUGAUCGUGCCAUUAUGCUUCCAGAUGCAGAUAUGAGACGUCAUGAUAGAUUACAAGAAGAACACGCCAUUAAUAGACAACACACUAUGGAGAGAACCACAACAUUAGGCAGAGUUGCCACAUUUGGUGGUAGUCCUAUGGAUGGUGGUAAUAACUUAAUUACCAGAGUACUUACAAAUAUCGAAGGUAGAAUUAAACGUCGAAGACAUUCUACUUACUCCGAGGAUUCAUCGUCCGGUAGAUCAAGAGACCUGAUGGCAGGAGAAAGAAGCCAAAUGGUUAGCGAGAACCCAAGCUAUCUUGUUACAACUGUUAGUCAUGUGUAA
This is a messenger RNA of Candida tropicalis MYA-3404, 3294 nucleotides long. It is a transcript of the gene TRK1, whose product is annotated as Trk1p. Gene Ontology annotation, molecular function: high-affinity potassium ion transmembrane transporter activity. The record is from RefSeq and is a predicted model, not a curated record. Gene Ontology annotation, biological process: intracellular potassium ion homeostasis; potassium ion import across plasma membrane. The coding region runs from base 1 to 3294 and encodes 1097 amino acids. Gene Ontology annotation, cellular component: plasma membrane. The transcript has a single exon. NCBI's taxonomy places the organism in Eukaryota, Fungi, Ascomycota, Pichiomycetes, Serinales, Debaryomycetaceae.